Molecule: messenger RNA, 291 nt
Organism: Endocarpon pusillum Z07020
Lineage: Eukaryota; Fungi; Ascomycota; Eurotiomycetes; Verrucariales; Verrucariaceae
Exons: 2
Coding region: 1-291 (96 amino acids)
Source: RefSeq, a predicted model, not a curated record
AUGUCCACAACUCAGACUCCUACGUAUACAAGUACUGACGUUGCCGCCGAACCAAAGGAAGCUGCUCAGCAUUCUACAAUGGCACUGUCUGAUGUAUCCAAUGAACCCAAGGUUCAGGGGAAACAGCUCAGCAGUGAAGCUGAGCAGCAAUUACCCAAAGGCCUGAACCUGGCGGUGAUUAUGCUGUCCCUGUACGCUACUAUGUUUCUUGUUGCAUUGGACCGAAUGAUUAUUGCAACAGCUGUGCCCCGCAUCACCGAGCAAUUCGACUCCCUGGACGAUAUCAGCUGA